AUGGAUCCUCAAAUUGAAGAACUGUUAGGCCUAGAAGCCGUCCGUACACGAGCCCAUGCUGUCCUCAAACUCGCUGAGCAGGGUCGUCUGAACCAUUUCAACUACCACCCCGAACGAAUGGAAGAGGCCACCGACUAUGUACUGAAACUGAUUCAGCGCGACUUCGGCCCUGACAAGUAUGAUACGAUCCCACCCCAUGGACGCUGGCAGCAUUUCGAAGUCGGCGGGGUUCCCCGCAUAGCCACGCUCCAGGCUCAAUGGGAUGCGGAGAAAUGCGACACCACCGAAAAGACUCGCCGGCUGAUAGAUCUUUUCUUCGUCUCCGUCCUUUUAGAUGCUGGCGCUGGAGAUUUCUGGAAAUUUCAGGAACCGGAAACUGGCCACAUUCUCAAUCGGAGUGAGGGCAUUGCUGUGUCUGCCCUACACAUGUUCCUGAACGGCGAUUUUGCUGGUCAGGAUUCCUCGGUGAAACACACUGCCAACGGUGAGGCAUUGCGCAAUAUCAAUGUAGAAAUUCUAUCCCGUGGCCUGCAGGUUAGUGACUCCAACCCCAUGGUCGGAGUACCUGCGCGUGCGGACAUUCUCCGUAAGCUUGGCGAGUCCUUGGUGAACAACAAAGAUAUCUUUGGCCCCUCUGGCCGUCCCGGUAAUCUCGUUGACUACCUCAUUGCCAAAUCCAAGGAUGGAAAGCUCGACUAUAAGGACCUUUGGAACGUCCUACAACGCCUUCUGAUUCCCAUCUGGCCGUCUGAUCGUACUCACGUGAAUGGACAGCCCAUCGGCGAUGCAUGGCCCCUGCGAGCACUUGAGCAGCAAGAGGGAGCUGCUUCCAAGCCCUACUCGAAUAUCCAACCCUUCCAUAAACUUACCCAGUGGCUAGCAUACUCGCUGAUGGUGCCUUUUACUCGCCUGCUCUCGGUCACAUGGUCCAACACCCACCUUGGCACCGGCCUGCCGGAAUAUCGUAACGGAGGCAUGCUGGUCGAUAUGGGAGUUCUGGAACUGAAGCCAGAGGCACUGGCGCGAGGCCUGAGCCUUUCGGGUGGUAGCUUGCCGUCCUUUGGUGCUGGUGAUGAUGAAAUCGUGGAAUGGCGAGCUAUGACUGUGGCCCUCCUCGAUGAACUGCAUGUUAAGAUUCUUGCUCGCUUAGAUGGCGUCCAGCUGUCUCUGCCCCAGGUGCUGGAGGCGGGUUCUUGGAAAGCUGGUCGUGAACUUGCAGCGGCUAAACGUCCCGAUACGAAGUGUAGCCCUAUCCUUAACUUCGGCGAUGGCACCUUAUUCUAG
Molecule: messenger RNA, 1284 nt
Organism: Penicillium paradoxum
Lineage: Eukaryota; Fungi; Ascomycota; Eurotiomycetes; Eurotiales; Aspergillaceae
Product: URC4/urg3 family protein
Exons: 4
Coding region: 1-1284 (427 amino acids)
Source: RefSeq, a predicted model, not a curated record